AUGGCGGAUACUUCUGGGACUUUGAAAAGUAUAGAACGACUGAAACGUGAGAAAAGAAAUGCAAAGACAAGGCUUACAAGAGAAAGAAACAAAUUAUACGAGCUCCUAUCAACAACAAAAGCAAGUAAGAACACGAUUAGACGAUAUAUUAGUAAAAUCAAAUCGGAAUUUCUUAUAAUAGAAAAAUUACUAAACAAAUUGAAAGAAAUGUUUAUAUUCGAGAGCAUACCAGAAUCGGAAACAGAGGUAGAAAAAAUAGAAAGAGAAAUUGAUGAAAUAGGCAAUCAGGUGGAUGUCAUUAUAGAAGCUGCGGAAACGCAUUUAAAAGAAAGAUUGGAAGGGGGCGAAUUGGAAUCAAUAGCUCCAUCAGGCUCAACCCAUUCCGAGUAUGAAAUACAACAAUCAGAGAUAGAGGCAGCAAACAAAAGAGUCUUAACAUUACAAACAGAGGAAAACCAAAAAGAAGAAGAGCUUCAAAGGAAAGCUGUAGAACUUGAACUUGCAAAACAAAGAACAGAUGAGGCACGUAAGAUUGUUUGUAUUAUUGAUGCUAGAUCUCAUAAUACCACCCCCAAACCAGCGCAUGACUCUGAUGAAACAUGUUCCCACAGUCAAUUACCACAACAGGUACCAGGUCCUAGUACCCCCCUGAAUGAGAUGGACCCUAAUCAGUUUACACCACAACAAACCCUAUAUCCUAGUACCCCCCUGAAUGAGAUGGACCCUAAUCAGUUUACACCGCAACAAACCCUAGACCCUAGUGCCCCUCCACCUGAGACACACCUUAGUCACCUCCAACCACAACAAACCCUAUACCCUAGUACCCCUCCACCUGAGACACACCUUAGUCACCUCCAACCACAACAAACCUUAUACCCUAGUACCCCUUCACCUGAGACACACCUUAGUCACCUCCAACCACAACAAACCCUAUACCCUAGUACCCCUCCACCUGCGACACACCCUGGUCACCUCCAACCACAACAAAUCCUAGAUCCAAGUGCCACAGCAUUUACUUCAUCCCAGUCCCCGCAACGACCCAUCCCAGAUCCUGACCUAAGUGAUGGUUUUUCCUCUCAAGGUCAUCCUGCCCAGUUUCCAUGGCAACAAACCUCCAAACCUGUUCUGA
Molecule: messenger RNA, 1129 nt
Organism: Paramuricea clavata
Lineage: Eukaryota; Metazoa; Cnidaria; Anthozoa; Malacalcyonacea; Plexauridae
Source: the annotation of a GenBank genome assembly